Molecule: messenger RNA, 1448 nt
Organism: Acanthisitta chloris (rifleman)
Lineage: Eukaryota; Metazoa; Chordata; Aves; Passeriformes; Acanthisittidae
Gene: POLH
Product: polymerase (DNA directed), eta
Exons: 8
Biological process (GO): error-prone translesion synthesis; response to radiation
Cellular component (GO): nucleus; site of double-strand break; replication fork
Molecular function (GO): damaged DNA binding; DNA-directed DNA polymerase activity
Source: RefSeq, a predicted model, not a curated record
AAGCAGCCACUGGAUUCAGGUGUUCAGCUGGCAUCUCGCACAACAAGACACUGGCAAAACUGGCCUGUGGGUUAAACAAGCCCAACCGCCAGACACUGGUGUCUGCGCGAUUUGUGCCGCAGCUCUUCAGCCAACUGCCUGUCAGCAGUAUCCGUAACCUGGGAGGCAAGCUUGGCACUGCUAUCACAGACAUCCUGGGAGUGGAGUACAUUGGGGAGCUGACACGGUUCAGUGAGACAGAGCUCCAGACUCACUUUGGAGACAAAACUGGGUCCUGGCUCUAUGACUUGUGUAGAGGAAUUGAAGAUGAACCUGUCAAAAACCGGUUCCUGCCCCAGUCUAUUGGCUGCAGCAAGAACUUCCCUGGGAGGACAGCCCUGGCCACACAGAAAGAGGUGCAGCACUGGCUCCUGCAGCUGGCUUUGGAGCUGGAAUCUAGACUGACCAAGGACAGGAACCAGAACCACCGUGUGGCCAGGCAGCUGAUGGUGGUGGUCCGGCAGCAAGGGGACACCCGUGUGUCACGCUUCUGCGCGCUGACCCGCUAUGACGCGCAGAAAAUGUGCAAUGAUGCCUUUGCCCUCAUCCAAAACUGCAAUGCGGCUGGGGCACACCAGGCAGCGUGGUCUCCACCGCUGAUAUCAGUGUUUCUCUCAGCAAACAAGUUCUCAGAGCCUGCCACCUUCUCUGCAGGCAUCGCCAGCUUCCUGACAGGUGAUACCCAGCCUGAUGGCACUGCCAGCCAAAACACCACGUCUUCUGGGAGGGCCAGGGUCAAGUUCUUUAGAAGCCCAAGCAAAGAGCAUAGGCAGAAACCAGCUAAUGCUAUUGAGUCGUUCUUCCGGAAGGCAGCAGAACAGCGGCUGCCGCAGAUGGCAGCAGCAACCAGCUUGCCCACGACUACCUCUGCAGAGUCACCUGUGCCCAGCUCCCCAGAGCACCAAGAGAGAGAUGGUGCUGGACUUGCCUCUGUGCAGUGUGACCUGGAGUCCCCUGUGAAGCAGAGUCCUAGCGAUAGGAGCACUGCUUCUCCUUACAAGAGGCUUUCCUGUGAGAAGUUGCCAUCAGAUGCUGUACAAACACCCUCGACUCCACCCAGCUCCAGGACUCUUCUGAAAUUACAGGCAGCUAUGGAGGGAAAUGAGCAGAAUUUGCCACCCUCUCCUGAGCUUGCCCUGCUGCCUCCUGCCUCACCAGGGGACCAGCAGCAUUGUGAGAAAUGUGGCCAGCUCGUGCUGGUGUGGGAGUUCCCAGAGCACAUGGACUACCACUUUGCUCUGGAGCUGCAAAGCUCUUUCCUGGAGCCCAGUGCUCCCACAGCUUCAACAGCACCUCCCAGCCCAAAGGCUGCAGGUUCCAGGUCUCCUACCAAGACAAAGAACAAGCCCAAAACUUCAGCAGGAAGAGUGUACAACCACAUUUUACUUCCUUCCCAGACUUUUGAGUGA